Messenger RNA from Ceratina calcarata, 1083 nucleotides. RefSeq names its product pyridoxal phosphate homeostasis protein. The transcript is spliced from 4 exons. Gene Ontology annotation, molecular function: pyridoxal phosphate binding. Lineage: Eukaryota; Metazoa; Arthropoda; Insecta; Hymenoptera; Apidae. The record is from RefSeq and is a predicted model, not a curated record. Bases 87 to 845 code for a protein of 252 amino acids. Gene Ontology annotation, cellular component: intracellular anatomical structure.
CACUGGUGAUAAUAGUAUCGUGGCAGUAUCGUGGAUCGUGAUAAAUUGAUAACAGACGUCAUUGUUGUCAAAGGUGCUAUAAACUGAUGAAAAUGGCAAAGAUAUCAGUGAAUUUAGAAACAGUACGAGAUAAAAUUAUUGCUGCUUCCCUUAGGAGACCGGCAGAGUACAAGUAUUUCGAGCCGCGUUUGGUAGCCGUAAGUAAAAUAAAGCCAGUUGAUUUAAUCGUGGACGCGUACAAAGCUGGUCAAAAACAUUUCGGUGAGAAUUAUGUUAAUGAAUUAGUAGAAAAGUCUACUCAUCCAAGUAUCUUGGAAACAUGUGCCGAUAUACGUUGGCAUUUUAUCGGUCACUUGCAACGUAACAAAGUAAACAAAGUAUUGAGCGUUCCAAAUUUAUUCAUGAUCGAAACGGUAGACAGUGAAAAACUAGCGUCGGCAUUAAAUAAUUCUUGGCCGAAAUUUCGAAAGCAAAGUGAUCUAAAUUUGAAAUUAAAUGUAAUGGUCCAAGUCAAUACUAGUAAGGAAGAAGAAAAGAGUGGUUGCGAAAUUCCCGAUGUUUGUACCCUCGUAAAACAUAUUCUUGACAAUUGUGAGAACUUGAAAUUUGUUGGACUUAUGACCAUAGGCAUGUACGGGUACGAUGUCAGUAAUGGACCGAACCCUGAUUUCUUGUCUUUGAAAGAAUGCAAAGAACUAGUCUCGAAGGAAUUAGCUAUAGAUUCGAAGGACAUAGAGUUAUCAAUGGGAAUGUCCAGUGAUUAUGAACACGCGAUAGAGUUGGGGAGCAAUAGCGUUAGAGUUGGUACUGCAAUAUUUGGAGAAAGACCAAACAAGGGUACUUAAUAAGUCAGUUCCUGGAAUGCAUAUAUCGUACAUAUAUAAAUAGAAUAGAUGUGUAUAUGUACACGUAAAAUGAUAUUUGUCUAUAAAAGUACUAAAUAACAUGUAUGGAUAUUUAUGUAUAAUAACGUUAUGUACAAAUGAAUUAUGUUUUUACGAUUACGACUAAGAUUUAAACGCUUUUGAGGAUGUAUGUUACAUUAAUUAAGAUGGAGAAGAUAAUAAAAGAGAACUUUGGAUA